AUGAACAACCUCCCGGCUAGGGCAUACGGCAGCCCGGUAGUCUACGACGCCUACGCUUCUCAAAGUGCUCCAUACCCGACGGUAACCAAGGUGAUCUCAACGAUUGCUCUGCUGGUGUUGGGUUACUAUGCUCUUUCCGUUUUUGACGCCUGGCCCUCCACCGUUCAACGAUACUGCUACGAAUCGUUCAUCUAUCUCCUUCCCUCGAGGCUUCUCUAUAUGAUGCAGCGUGCCCUUGUUAGGCUUGGUCGCUUGUCCCCCGAGGAUGCAAGAUUCAGUCGAGCUGACUUUGGAAAUAUGUUCGCAAAAGAAGAAGCUGUACAGAGAAUAUUUGGACCUCCACAGAUGCCACUCGUUCUUCGUCAGGUCAGGAACCUCUCUGGUGUGGCGGAUUACAUGCCGUCGGGCCACGAUAUUGGACCAGCUGGACUGGGCAACUGGGACAAUUCAUGCUACCAAAACAGUGUUCUCCAAGGCCUAGCAUCUCUGCCUGCCUUCCUCCACUUCUUGCAACAGAGCCUGGACAUGUGCCGCGAGUACAAGAUCAAGGCCGAAACUCAUGAAGCGCUAGUUGCGUUCCUAGAGAAGCUUUCGGAUUCAACUAACAGCAAAACAACCUUGUGGACCCCCAAAGUAUUGAAAUCAAUGGACAGUUGGCAGCAGCAAGAUGCGCAAGAGUAUUUCUCCCGAGUUCUUGACGCUGCGGAGAAGGAAGCAUCCGGCUAUAUAAAGCAGUUGAAGAAGCCUUCAAUCGCAGGCUUGGAGUGCCUGAAAGUGUUCAGGAGGGCUAAUGAUGAAGGCCCGGGAGAAAUUGUUGGACCAGAAUCUGAGACGAUUGUUAGCACAUCAGCAGCGCAGUUGUUGACAAGCACUGCCUCUCUCGGGCAUCGAAACCCUCUCGAUGGCAUGACCGCACAGGCUCUCGAAUGCAAGGUUUGCGGAUACACCGAAGGAUUGUCCUUAACCCAGUUUAAUUGCCUGACUCUAAAUAUGGGCCUUCGAGGGGCAUCGUCUGUUGAUGACUUGCUGGAUGAAUUCACAGCACCGGAAGAGGUCGAAGGCGUUGAGUGCGAGCAUUGCACCAAAAUGGCGCAUGGGAAUGAAGAGUCGCCAUCGACCGAGGGUGCAGAGGUUGAGACUGCGGGAGAGAGGCCGAACAAAAAGCCGACACCGGUUCUGAGAACAAAAGCCAAGCAGAUGACUGUUGGUCGUUUGCCCAAAGAUCUCGUCCUUCACAUUAACCGCAGCAUCUUCGAUGAGUAUGGAAAUCAAUUGAAGAAUACAGCAUCUGUCGAAGUCCCCGUCAAGUUCGAUUUCCUCCGCCGUUGGUGUGCACCCUUGGAAACGAACAGAAGUCCUGUUGCGGCCGUCUACGAUUUAAAAUGUAUCGUCACGCAUUAUGGUCGACAUGACAACGGUCAUUAUGUUGCUUUGGCAAAGCGAGGCAAGGACUGGUAUUCUUUCAAUGACGAGAUUGUUACCAAGGUCUCGGAAGAUGAAGUUCGUCGGCGCGGCAAUGGGUUCAUGUUGUUCUACGAACUCAUGCCAUCCCAACCUGAAUUUGCUUUGGAGCCCUUGUCAGCCGUGCCGCUUCUAGAGCAAGUUGGGAAGCCUUCCGAAACCGGACCAAGCAUAGAACUCACUUCUUACACCGAGAUCGAGAAUCAGCCUGCAGGUGAUUUUGAUAGUGAUACAGUGGCGUCACAGUCGACCGCUGCGCCGUCGACGCAGUUUUCAGACGAUUCUGCCGUUGGAUCUCAAACAAGCUCCCCGAUCGAGACUCCCUGUGAGGCUCCGGACGGAGAAGUCGAGAUCCCUGCCUUGAAGACGACGUCCAGCCCCACAGGCAAUGAACAACACUCUCACUAUCCCCCCUGUGAUUGA
Exophiala spinifera is the source of this 1884-nucleotide messenger RNA. RefSeq lists its product as uncharacterized. The transcript has a single exon. Gene Ontology annotation, cellular component: cytosol; nucleus. NCBI's taxonomy places the organism in Eukaryota, Fungi, Ascomycota, Eurotiomycetes, Chaetothyriales, Herpotrichiellaceae. Bases 1 to 1884 code for a protein of 627 amino acids. Gene Ontology annotation, biological process: protein deubiquitination. Gene Ontology annotation, molecular function: cysteine-type deubiquitinase activity; cysteine-type endopeptidase activity. The record is from RefSeq and is a predicted model, not a curated record.